AAGGAUCAUAACAAGGAAGUCGUUGUUGUGUCAUUAUUAUUUUUGAUCCAAACUCCAGCUGAUUACACUGUCUUUGCAGCGGAGUGCCACUGCUAUCGAGCCAAUUUGUGCCUUUGUAUGUUAACAUAUUAGUCGAGUCAUUAAGUAAACUACAAUGCAGCGAGUCAAGACGAUACUUGGCCAUUUGUCCCCCUCGUACACCUGUGAAAACACCUUUGAACCGAGACGGGACUUAUCGGGCGGUGAGUGCGGAGCGGCUGCGGCUGCGGGUCCAGAGGACAUCGUGGUGGUUCACGGCUUGAGGACGGCGAUCGGGAAAGCUAAGAGAGGAUCAUUUAAGGACACCACGCCUGACGAGAUGCUGAGCGCUGUGAUGGCAGCGGUCCUCAGGGAUGUGGGACUGUCACCCAAUAAACUGGGAGACGUGUGUGUAGGUAAUGUGCUGCAGCCUGGGGCCGGCGCUCUGAUGGCCAGAGUAGCACACUUUCUCAGCGGGUUUCCAGAUGCUGUGCCUGUGUACACCGUCAACAGACAGUGCUCCUCUGGGUUGCAGGCUCUGUUUAACAUAGCAGGAGCCAUUAGGACGGGGUCCAUUGACAUGGGCCUUGCCUGUGGCGUGGAGAGCAUGUCAUUGCGAUCAAUAGGAAGCCCAGGCGAUGUGAGCUCCAGGCUGAUGGACAAUGAAAAGGCCAGGGACUGUAUCAUCCCAAUGGGCAUCACCUCAGAGAAUGUAGCAGAGAGAUUCGGGGUCUCCAGAGAAAAGCAGGAUGCCUUCGCUUUCAAUUCUCAGCAAAAAGCCAGCAGGGCACAGAAGAUGGGACUGUUCGAUCAGGAGAUUGUUCCGGUCACCACCAAGUUUGUGGACGACGAGGGCAAAGAGCGAGUUGUGACGGUAACCAGGGAUGACGGGAUCAGACCUGGAACAACACUGGCGGGCCUGUCGAAGCUCCGACCGGCCUUCAAACCAGAUGGCAGCACCACGGCAGGUAACUCCAGCCAGGUGAGUGAUGGAGCGGCAGCAGUGUUGGUGGGUCGCAGGUCUGCGGUUGAGGCUUGUGGUCUGCCGGUGCUGGGGGUCCUGAGGGGCAGUGCGGUGGUCGGGGUGCCCCCUGAUGUUAUGGGCAUUGGACCAGCCUAUGCCAUCCCUGCUGCACUGGAGCUGGCAGGGCUGACUGUGGCUGAUAUUGAUGUGUUUGAAAUCAAUGAAGCCUUUGCCAGUCAGGCUGUGUAUUGUGUGGAGAAGCUGGGAAUCCCAAUGGAGAAAGUGAACCCUAAUGGAGGAGCCAUCGCAUUGGGUCAUCCUCUAGGCUGCACCGGGGCUCGUCAGGUUGUGACGCUGCUCAAUGAGCUCAAACGCAGAGGCAAAAGAGCUUAUGGCGUGGUGUCCAUGUGCAUUGGGACUGGAAUGGGAGCAGCUGCUGUCUUUGAAUAUCCUGGACCGUAGGAAGAGACAAAAAUCCAAGGAGACUUGUUGCUAUAAUUAGAGCGAGUGAUUUAAAGCACUUUGAGGCGCCACUAAGUGAAAGUGGUUUGGCCGUUAAUUGUGAAAGUUUUGCAGGGAAUCUCCACUUAAGUGUCCUCAGCUCCUCGUAGCAUUGAUUACCAUAAAAGCCUAUAUUUCCUAUCGCCGGUCAUUUCAAAUUGCGAUUGAUUUAAAGUGCUUCAAUUUAACAAUAUACAUUAUAACAACAUAACAGUCCACUCUUAUGUUUAACUGCAUGAAUCAUGCAUUAAUAUGUGAUGAAUAAGGAUCUUUUAAACAUUUAAUUUAUAGCAUCUUGGGACCAAUCCAACCUGGAGAUGAUGUUGUGUUUGCAAAUGGAUGUGAUGCAAUGAUUGUCUGUCCCUAUGCUCAUCUGAAACUGUGAUGACUUUUUAAAUAAUUGUAGAACUCCGUUAAACAGAGGAACAGAUUGUUACAGUACAGAUUUUCUUUGUGAUGAGUGAUGAGUUGUUAAUUUAACAAUAUACCUCUAUUAAAAGAACACAGAAGAAA
Messenger RNA from Myripristis murdjan (pinecone soldierfish), 1996 nucleotides. It is a transcript of the gene acaa1, whose product is annotated as acetyl-CoA acyltransferase 1. The transcript is spliced from 12 exons. Bases 155 to 1444 code for a protein of 429 amino acids. Gene Ontology annotation, cellular component: peroxisome. Gene Ontology annotation, biological process: phenylacetate catabolic process; fatty acid beta-oxidation. NCBI's taxonomy places the organism in Eukaryota, Metazoa, Chordata, Actinopteri, Holocentriformes, Holocentridae. Gene Ontology annotation, molecular function: acetyl-CoA C-acyltransferase activity. The record is from RefSeq and is a predicted model, not a curated record.